Annulohypoxylon truncatum is the source of this 1730-nucleotide messenger RNA. RefSeq names its product MFS general substrate transporter. Gene Ontology annotation, molecular function: transmembrane transporter activity. Gene Ontology annotation, biological process: transmembrane transport. Gene Ontology annotation, cellular component: fungal-type vacuole membrane. The record is from RefSeq and is a predicted model, not a curated record. NCBI's taxonomy places the organism in Eukaryota, Fungi, Ascomycota, Sordariomycetes, Xylariales, Hypoxylaceae. The transcript has 2 exons. The coding region runs from base 40 to 1248 and encodes 402 amino acids.
CCCUUCUGAUACAGUCUAGCCAGUACUAUCCGAAAGAAAAUGUCACAAUUCGAGCCGCCAAAUGGUGGCUGGCUGGGGUGGAGCCAAGUUACCGCUUCAUUUCUCGCCAAUGUAUGCACACUCGGCUUGAGUAACUCCUUUGGUGUUUUCCAAUCCUACUACGAACAUAACACCCUCAACUCUUAUUCAUCCUCUCAUAUCUCAUGGAUUGGAACUACGCAAGGGUUCCUGCUCAGCAUCAUCGGAAUCAUCAGCGGCCCUCUAUACGACAGAGGUUAUAUCAGACAUUUAAUGUACGCCGGAUCGAUUUUGAACGUCAUCGGCCUACUAGGAACUAGCUAUUCGGAAAAUUAUAGCUUGAUCUUUCUCUCGUACGGUGUAGCAUUAGGUCUUGGAUGCGGUGCCCUUUACGUGCCAGCACAAGCAACAAUACAGACCUACUUCACCACAAGGGCCUCUCUCGCCAAUGGAAUUUCUAUGGCUGGUUCGAGUUUUGGCGGAAUUAUAUAUCCGAUCAUCUUUCGACAACUAGAACAAAGCAUUGGAUUUCCAGGGACUUGUCGCACAUUAGCUCUAAUUAAUGCUGUUCUUUUGGUGAUCUCUUGUCUUCUCAUCAAGCCGAGAGGGAGAGCAGAUGAAUCAUCGAAAGUGGGCUCAUUCGACUGGCGAUCGUUAUGGAACCGGGAUUUGUGGUUACUCGGCAUCUGCGUUCUCUUACUAAACGCGGGAGUAGAUGUGCCCUACUACUACAUCUCAACAUUCGUUCAAGAGAGGCUUCACCAAUCUGCUGGAGCAGGAGACAGCUUACUAGCCGGCAUGAAUGGAUCAUCGCUAGUUGGUCGCUUGGCUCUUGCGUACUUGGCAAAAUAUCUGAAACCUAUCAAGAUUUGGCAAUCCACAAUCCUGGGAGCCUGCAUACUCUUAUUUUGCUGGUCCUCGGUAGAGAGCCUCGCGGGGAUGAUCACAUUUGUUAUCCUAUACGGAUUUCACGUAGGGGGCUUGAUCGUCUUGAUCCCAUCUUGUGUGCGACACAUCUGCCCAGACCCGGAUGUCCUUGGGGCCCGGUUGGGCUUCGUCGAAGCUUUUCAGGGAGUAGGCUUUCUAAUAGGCCCUCCCAUCGCCGGAGCAAUCUUAGAAACAUCAUCGGGUUACCUCGGCGUGAGUCUAUUCUGCGGAAUACUCUACUUUGCACUCUUCUUGGCAGUGGGAUUUUUCACAUGGCGGAAAGGGUUUAAAUUGCCGUUAUGAGAAGAUCGUCGAUAAGAUAGAUCGGAGUUUCUAGAGACAAUGCGAAGUGAGCGGAAACAAUAGUAAAAGGAGAGUGCUUACGCGAUACGCUAGUUAAAUAAAGAAGUUAUUUUCUAUUAUUUCCAUGCAAGUAUCAGAGGUGUCUUAAAUAUUUUUAGAGAAUAAUCACAAAGGAUUAUGCCUCAGUGAUUGAGAUUUGAAAAGCCCUGGCAAGAAUAUUACAUAAGCGAACCCCCCUUUAAAUGACUUCCAGUUGAGAGGGGAACAUUCUUUGGAUUUGAGCAAAGUGAGUCCACCAAAUAUCAAGAUUAACAUCGUUGACAUUUGUAACUUACUGCUAAUUCGAUUCUCGAGAAAAAGGCAUUUAACCGUAUGCUUAACGCACAAGCAAAUUUCAGCAGGUGAGGUGGAGGUGGAGGUGCGCCAACUACCCCCAGAUAGCACUUUAAUUGGAUCAGAUUUGAUCAUGUCCCAAGCUUCGC